AUGAGUGACAAGAAGUCCUUCUACAACAAACCUGUGUCAGACACAUCGUUUCGAAAAACCUGGGACCGCGAGGCCUACGCUGAAAAGGCAGCAGCAGACGAAGCUAAAUCGAAGGAAGAAGCAAAAGCGCGUUACGAGGCCAAACUGCAAGGCAAAAAAUACCAUGCUCCCGUCGACUACAGCUCCCUCGAAGCGACCACCUCUCGCGCAAAUCGGCUGGAUGUCGCAAGCCUGGUCGGAAAGACCACGCUAGUUCCUGCCGGAGCGGCAGUAGGGAAACGAGGUCGUGGUGCAGGCUUCUAUUGUUCUGACUGUGACCUGACGUUUAAAGAUAAUAUACAGCUUGUGGAACAUUUGAAUAGCAAGCAGCAUCUGUAUGCGACGGGACAGAGUGGAGAGGUUGUCAGAGCUGGUGUUGUUGAGGUCAGAAACCGGCUAAGAUGGUUGGCACAUAAGAGGAGGGUGGAGGAGGAGGAGGAUCGAAAGGCUGGGCAGUUGGAUCUCGAUUUAAGGAUCAAAACUAGGGAGGAAGAGGAGGCAAAGGAACGAGAGGAGAAGAGGAGGAAGAGAAAUGAAAAGAGGAGAAAGUCCGGCAAAGAUGACGUUAAGCAGGAAGAUGUCUGGGAGGGUCGACUGGGUAUUAUUUCAUGA
Molecule: messenger RNA, 651 nt
Organism: Microsporum canis CBS 113480
Lineage: Eukaryota; Fungi; Ascomycota; Eurotiomycetes; Onygenales; Arthrodermataceae
Product: zinc finger matrin-type protein 2
Exons: 1
Coding region: 1-651 (216 amino acids)
Biological process (GO): mRNA splicing, via spliceosome
Cellular component (GO): spliceosomal complex; U4/U6 x U5 tri-snRNP complex
Molecular function (GO): zinc ion binding; nucleic acid binding
Source: RefSeq, a predicted model, not a curated record